UUUUUUACAUUUUCUUGCAUGUUCGCAAAGCGCGCCUCAUUCUCCAAUCUGUCUUUAGGAUAAUAGACUUUCCCUUUGGCACAACAAGACACAUAGCCCAUCAUACAUUAACACGCGCUCAGAGGUAUAUUUCUUUGGUUGGAUUCUGAUUUAAAUUUACUUUCGAUCGCGGUUUUGAAUCGCCAAUAAAGCCUAAGAAAGAGCAGAAUUAUUGACAACAUUCAGCUCUUGUUACUCUCAAUCAACAACCUCCUCAAAUUUACAUCUAUUUCGACAAUACGCUUUUCCUUUCAAAAUGUCUUCUUCUGAUGAUGAUAUGCCUUUGGCAAGAACAAAUGGAACCAAUGGCAAUGGUGAGUAACAAACACUUUUCUCCCCUUCCGUUACAGCCUAAACGGCCGUUUUCUACUCGACCUUCCCGACCUCCCAACCCCUCAGCUUUACAACUUUGUCGGAUUGAUUUUAUCUCAGCUUAACAUGUUCUAAUUUCUAUUCACAGUUUCGCAAGCUCGUAUAUCGAAAACUGUCGAUAAGGCCAUGGACAAGGCUGUCGCAAAUGCGAAGAUUGCCUCCGUAGGAAUUUCUAUUCGCAAUGGACCUGUUUUGGACGAUCCUAUGGAUGUGGAUGGACCUGCAACAAAUGGCGCUUCCAAGCGAAAGUCACGAUCAAGCAUUGCUAAUGGGAAGCCCAUAAAUUAUAAGGUGGAUGGAAGCGGCAGCGAAAGUGAGGAGGUGCCAUUGGUAUGUCGAUUUUUAGUUUCAGCAUUCAAGCAUAUGAUGUCUUUCAUGAUGCACGAUCUUACCACUAGGCGGUAUACUGAUGAUGCAUUAGGCGAAACGACAAAGAACAUCCAAGAAGAAAGCCGUGGAUUCCGAUUCAGAUGAUGACAUGCCUUUGGCUGGCAGGCGCAAUUCGAGGUUGCCCCCCAAAGCUUCUGCGACUGCGAUCGGAGAAUCAUCUUCAGACGAUGAGCCGCUCACCGUUAAACUUUCCAAGGAAAAGGCUUCCAUCGAAAGACAUGCUGAUAAGGAAGCUAAAGCCAUACGAGCGAAGAAGGCAGCUCCAAAGAAGGUCGUCAAGAAAGAGGAUUCCGAUAGCGGUGAGGAUGUCGCACCUAAAAGGCGAAAGCCCAAUGGUGUGGCUCCUGUGAAAUCGUCGGCGAAGAAGACUAAUGGUGUAAAGAAAGAGGAAUCUGAUUCAGAUGCACCUCUUGCUAAGAGGACAGCUCCAAAAAAGACAAAUGGCAAAGUCAAACCUGAGCCAGACACAAAGAAAGCCAAAGCCAAGAAGGAUGAGAGCGAAGAAGCAGAUGAGGUUUACCGUUGGUGGGAUGCACCCAAAAAGGAAGAUGACAGCAUCAAGUGGGAGACAUUGGAACACAAUGGCGUUGUUUUCCCUUCAGAAUACGAGCCACUUCCGAAGAACGUUAAAUUGAGAUAUGAUGGGAUUCCGCUUACUUUGUCUCUCGAGUCAGAAGAAAUCGCAGGCUUUUUCGGCGCUAUGUUGAAUUCAACCCAUAAUGUCGAGAAUCCCACUUUUCAGAAGAACUUCUUCAAGGAUUUCACCGAUUCGGUCAAGAAAACCGGAGGUGCCAAGGAUAAGGACGGAAACAAGGUCGCCAUCAAGGAGUUUAGUAAGCUCGACUUCAAGCCAAUUUUUGAGUAUUAUGAUGGCAAGAGUACCGAGAGGAAAGCUCGGUCUGCCGCUGAGAAGAAGGCCGAGAAAGCGGCUAAGGAUGAGGCCGAAGCUCCAUAUAAAACUUGCAUCUGGGAUGGACGCAAGGAGGAUGUGGGCAAUUUUCGUGUUGAACCUCCUGGACUAUUCCGUGGUCGUGGUGAGCAUCCAAAAACCGGUAAGGUCAAGCUCCGAGUCACCCCAGAGCAAAUCACGAUCAACAUCGGCAAAGAAGCUACAGUGCCUUCUCCUCCUGAAGGCCACAAAUGGAAAGCCAUUCAACAUGACAACAAGGCUACUUGGCUUGCUAUGUGGCAAGAAAACAUCAAUGGUGCUUACAAGUAUGUCAUGCUUGCAGCUAAGAGUAGCAUCAAGGGCCAGAGCGAUUACAAAAAGUUUGAAAAAGCUCGUGAGUUGAAAGAGCACAUUGAUCGAAUCCGAAAGGAUUAUACUCAAGAUCUUCAUGCUGAACUUAUGGCUGAUCGGCAAAGAGCCACCGCAGUUUACCUCAUUGAUAAGUUUGCCUUGCGUGCUGGUAAUGAAAAGGAUGCGGAGAAUGAAGCGGAAACAGUUGGAUGUUGUUCUUUGAAAUAUGAGCACGUCACUUUGAAACCCCCUAAUACCGUCAUUUUUGACUUCCUGGGAAAGGACAGUAUCCGAUUCUACGAUGAGGUAACAGUUGAUCCUCAAGUUUUCAAGAACCUGAAGAUCUUCAAAAAGGCCCCAAAGAAGAAUGGUGAUGACAUUUUUGAUCGACUUAAUGUAAGUACAAGUACUGUGCUUCAUUUGGAAAAUUACUGACAAUUGCAGACCACACAAUUGAACAAGCACUUGACGAAUUAUAUGCCAGGUUUAAGUGCCAAGGUAUUCCGUACUUACAACGCCUCUUGGACUAUGUCGGAUCUCCUAAAGAAGCUCAAGAACAGUGACAUUUCCAUGCAAGAAAAAAUCAAGCUGUACAACGAUUGCAAUCGCAAAGUUGCCAUUCUUUGUAACCACAAGCGUACUGUUGGUGCUAGUCAUGAGGCUGCAAUUGAGAAAAUGGAUGAUGCAGUCAAGGGUCUCAAAUAUCAGAAGUGGCGCCUCAAGCAAAUGAUUCUCGAUGUCGAUCCAAAGCAGAAGAAGAAGAAGGGUGCUGAUUGGUUCGCCUUAGAUGAAGAGCUUGAUGAAGCUUGGAUUCAAGAGCAUCAAGCCUUUCUCGUUGCCCAGGAGCGGAUCAAGAUCGAAAAGAAAUUCGCAAAGGAGAAUGAGAAACUCGUAUCCGAAGGUCAAAAAGAAAUGAAGACAAAAGAGCUUAACGAGCGACUCCAAGCUGCCACAGAUCUGGAGAAGAAAUUCAAAAAGGAAAAUAAGUCGAAGAAAGUUGAGGCUGAAGGCAAAGGACCCAGCGUCGACAAGUUCGAGGCCAACAUCACGAAGAUUGACGAAAGAAUCGCCAACAUGCUUCUCAAGCGUGAAGACCGAGAGGGUAACAAGGAGGUUGCGCUCGGUACUAGUAAGAUUGUGAGUUUUUUUUUUAAUGAAAUGAUUGUAAAAUUUACAGCUAAUAUUUCAGAAUUAUAUCGAUCCACGUCUCACUGUCGUCUUCUCCCAGAAGUUUGACGUACCUAUCGAAAAGUUCUUCUCCAAGACUCUCCGUGAAAAGUUCGCUUGGGCUAUCGAUUCUAUCAAGGACGAGGAUGAUUGGGAAUUCUAAAUCAGAGAUUCCACCCAAAUUUUCAGCAGCUUUUCCAAUAUAAAUUCGGACUUCGAACUUCUUAUUGCUUGUGUUUCAAUAGAACAUUUAUCAAUUAUUGCAUUUACGAAUCGCGGCAUUGCAUGGUAUAACUUUUUCUUGCAUACCUAAAGGCUGGCUUGGGGUAAGUGGAAGACCGUUAGGGAAUGAGAAGGAUAGGAUCUCCCAGAAUCAAAGUGCAAAAGAUUUAUUUCUUCUCGCAUUGAUUGCUGCUGCUUACCUGGCGUUCACUGGGGCUUGUCACAAACUCCCUUUUUUACCAUUGCACAUCAACAGCGACAGCGACAGCGCAAAUUAUCAAAAUAUUCAGGCUCACUGCCAUCUUAUCAUAGUCAUAGCUGUACAUAAUCUUUACAUACUUUUGCAGUAAAGUAGAGCAGAUCAAAAAGAUAACAUUCAUGGACCC
Messenger RNA from Sclerotinia trifoliorum, 3816 nucleotides. Lineage: Eukaryota; Fungi; Ascomycota; Leotiomycetes; Helotiales; Sclerotiniaceae. The record is from the annotation of a GenBank genome assembly.